Manis pentadactyla (Chinese pangolin) is the source of this 10697-nucleotide messenger RNA. It is a transcript of the gene PTAR1, whose product is annotated as protein prenyltransferase alpha subunit repeat containing 1. Lineage: Eukaryota; Metazoa; Chordata; Mammalia; Pholidota; Manidae. The record is from RefSeq and is a predicted model, not a curated record. Gene Ontology annotation, cellular component: cytoplasm. The transcript has 8 exons. Bases 323 to 1672 code for a protein of 449 amino acids. Gene Ontology annotation, biological process: protein prenylation. Gene Ontology annotation, molecular function: protein prenyltransferase activity.
ACUAGAAAUUAAAAUAGUGUAAAACAGAGACCUGAGGUAAUUUUGCAAAUGAAUCUGCAGCAUCUUCUGGGUCACUUAGAAACUGGGUUACGGAAGGGAUUGAGGAGCCAACCAGGACGCGGCAGCUGCGCCAAGCGCCACUCCCUCGCCGCCGGCUGACUGACCCGGAAGUGCUCGGCAGCAGCGGUGCGGGGGCGCAAGGACGAGGGAGGGGGCGGGGGCGCGGCCAACCGGCGCAUACGCGCGCGCUCCCCGCAGGACUGCCGCCGGCUGCUGGGCGCUCUCCCGGGGGCGCGCCGGAGCCGCUGCGGCCGCCGCCAAUAUGGCGGAGACAAGCGAAGAGGUGGCGGUGCUGGUGCAGCGGGUGGUGAAGGACAUCACCAACGCCUUCAGGAGGAACCCGCACAUAGAUGAAAUUGGCCUGAUCCCAUGUCCUGAAGCUAGGUAUAACAGGAGUCCCAUAGUCCUGGUUGAAAACAAACUUGGUGUGGAGAGCUGGUGUGUCAAGUUCCUCUUACCGUAUGUCCACAACAAGCUCCUUUUGUACAGAAUGAGAAAGCAAUGGCUGAACAAAGACGAAUUGAUAGAUGUCACAUGCACCCUGCUGCUUCUAAACCCAGACUUUACCACUGCAUGGAAUGUGAGAGCUGUUUCUAGAAUUUGCGAGAUGAGGAAGAAUCAGCAAAGGAGACUUUUAGGAAGAAAAGAACUUAUCCUCUCUGGCACUUUAAAUCCAAUUAAGGACUUACAUCUGGGAAAACUGGCCUUAACUAAGUUUCCAAAGAGUCCAGAAACAUGGAUUCAUAGGCGAUGGGUGUUACAACAGCUAAUUCAGGAAACCUCCUUGCCUUCCUUUAUGACUAAAGGAAAUUUGGGAACAAUUCCUGCAGAAAGGACACAGAGACUAAUACAAGAAGAGAUGGAGGUCUGUGGUGAAGCGGCAGGGAGAUACCCAAGCAACUAUAAUGCCUGGUCCCAUCGUAUCUGGGUUUUACAACACCUGGCCAAGCUAGACGUCAAGGUUCUUCUUGAUGAACUAUCAUCUAUGAAACACUGGGCAUCCAUGCAUGUUUCAGACCACAGUGGAUUUCACUACCGCCAAUUUUUGUUAAAGUCUUUGAUUAGCCAAACUGUGAUAGACGGUUCUGUAUUGGAGCAAAACUCUUUGCGAAGUGAGCCAGCCCUUGUUCUUUCAAAAGAUGAAGCAGCGGCAGCCUCAACAGAGGAACCAAGGAUAAAUCUUCCGCGUCUUCUAGAAGAAGAAGUUGAAUUCAGUACCGAUCUUAUUGAUUCCUACCCAGGACAUGAAACCCUCUGGUGUCACAGGCGGCAUGUUUUUUACCUUCAGCAUCACUUAAAUGAUCCAUUUCCUCACAGCAUGACCCAGGUGUCACCUGCAGACAGCCCUGGGGGGACUUUGAGUGACUUGCACCUCAUCCCAGCAGGCCCCCACACAUCUCAGGCAAUGGAGAUAGAGGGACUCAGUGACUCUGGCAAGCAAGGCUAUUAUUCCCAGGAAACCAAACGCCUGAAGCGGACCCCAGCUGCAGACUCCCUAGGCCUGGAGAUGGAGCACAAGUUCAUCGAUCAAGUAUUGUCCACCUGCCGGAACGUAGAGCAAGCCCGGUUUGCCAAUGCAUACAGGAAAUGGCUGGUUACAUUGAGUCAGUGAAAGGUGGAUCAGUCCUGCAAGCUUGCCCUUUAGUGCAAUAUUGCUUUCCUUUCUUUUUUACAUAGUUGCAUGAACUGUUUGGUAUUUGCCAACUACAUGUUCUUCACUUUUAGGUUAAAAGUCCAUAGUAAAUCAUUUUAUUUAUUUGGUUAAGAACUGGCAUUCCUUUGGGGAUAAGAUAAUUGUGUAGUUCCUUCCUGAUAGUGAGUCUUAAUUUUUUCUUUUGAACUUCUCAUCCUUUAUAUUUCUGAACAUGAGACUUAUUCUCAUAGUUUUCCUAACUGUUCACAUACCUCCACCCACCUCAGUGCAAUUGCUGCAUAGGCUAAUUUUUUUUUUAAUUAAACAUUUAUGUUGUAGUUCAGCUUAAUAAUACAAUACAAAGUUACUCAACCUAAUUGUUGUUUUGAGAAUCAAAUGGCCAGAUGGAUAUGUGAAAAUAUGGAAAAAUGAAAAUGAAUUUCUCAUUCUCUAGCAUGUUUUUACUCAAGGUACAGACCAACAUAACCAAAGUCAGAAGAAUUACAAUUUGUAUGAAAAACAUGCUUCCAACGUGUCAGCCAUUUUCAAAAUGGUUAUUUGGGAAAAAAAUUAAUUUUAAGUGUUCAUGUAAUUGCAGUACUGGAACAUUAUUUUUAUCACUAGUUUUGAUAGAUUGUUUUUACCUCAAAUUUGGUAUAUGCCAAAACCAUUCAAGUCAGCCCUUACAAAAAUCAUUUUUUAAAAAAAGAACCUGGAAUGCCAUUUUUAGUUAUUACUACUUACGUUCCUUCCAAAUUCACCAUGAAAAAUGGGAGAAAUAUGCAUAGAAAUGUAUCCAUUAAAAGCUUGAAUUUUAAAAAUUUAAGUUUUGAGGAUACACUCGAUAAUCUACAAGAUUUUUAUGAAGUGAUUAUUAGAAAUUUAAUGGCAAAAGCUAGGAGGAAAGAAUAGUUUUGAAGGUUAUUUCUCCAAUCUUUAUUUUAAAAAACAAAACAAUUUUAAAACUUUGAUACUAAACUUAUCAGGGAUGAGGUACCAAAGUAUCCACCUCGUAGCUGUAUCUUUUCAAUAACAAGGGCUGGGUUUUUCAGCUUGACGAAGUAGGGGUGGGGAAAGCAUCAGGUAAUAUUUACCUUUUUAUAUAUUUCCCUCUUCAUAAAUGGUCUGUGUCUCUUCUUCCCAUGUAUCUUUCUCUGUUUUCCCAAUCUGUUCCAUAUUUGCCGCUUUCACUUUUGUAUAUUUUUCCUUAACUGUCUUAUUUCAGGGAUGUGUACUGAAAGUAUUCUCCUCCUUAUUUCCAGUGAAUUUCAUACCCCAUUAAACACACACACAUACACAAUGGGAAUUUGCAUAUGAGCUGCCCCUUUGAAAGUUCCUAGUUGUUGUCCUAUGUGUGCAGAAUGUGAGUAGCAGUGGCAGAAACAAGUAUGACCACCAUACUUUUCAUGUUCUCCUUUUCACUUGCUAGGCCACCUGUAGGGUGAGGAGACAGAUAGAUGUAGGGAAAGGCAGACAUCUGCAUCUCACUGUUAAGGAAACCCUGGACUUGACUAAGGUGCACUGCUUUAGCAGAAAAGAUCAGGGCCUUUUCUUGUGCAUCAUGAUUUUGUUGAGUGGCAAAUUGUCCAGUGAUACUUAAGAACACCAGAAAAAUUGUCCAGCCUGGCUCCUGUAGACAGAAGCUACUCUUCUCUGAGAGCAAGUUUGUUUUAUAGUUUUUAUGGUAUUUAGGUGAGAAAAAAAUUGCCAUUAUGAACAAAUUCCAUGGCCCUUUGUGUGCAUAUUUUGAAUCAAAUGCCUCAAGGUUUACCUAGACCUCUAUGGAUAAAACCAUUAGUUUGUGAUUUUCAGCACCUGUAGUGGUUGGGGUAGGGGGAGUGGAAAACUACACAGAGAUGACGGGGGAGAUUUAGCCCAUUCCAUUAAUACAUGUUGCCAAAUUCUGGCCCCACUAAGUAUUACCUUUUUUCAAGCAUCAUUUAAGUAUCCCAGAUAAUAAGGCUUGUGCUUGGAUGUGAGAGUGUCAGGACAUCAGUGUACAUGAUGCCCUGUGAAACUGCUAAAUUUUUUAAUCCUCCAGCCUUUUUAUACCUUCCACAGAGUUUAUCUUGCCCAUCUUGGAUGUUAACUUUUUAUGUGUUUUAAGGUCUACCCUUAACCCCACCCCCUUGCUGAAGCCAUAUAAUCCUUUAAUAUAUCUUGGCCUCCUGUCUUCCUAAUAAAGUUUUAAGGGGGAAGUGAAAAUGCAAAUAUCCAAAGGUUACUCUUGGUAUGUGACUUUUGUGUGGUACAUUAUUUCUAAAAUUUGCAUUUUUCAAGUGUUCAUUUACAGAAACAUCUAGUAUUGCCCUAUAUGGUUGUGUUUUCUUCCUAAAUGGUUGGCAUCUAAACUCAACUAGCUGUAGCAUGAUAAUCUCUCUGAAUGAGCUCAUGCAGUGGAAAGGAUGAGUCUUUUUUCAGGUACUUGUUAGUCUUCGUGUAUUUACAAAAAAAGAGUAAGAUUUCAUCAAGCCUUCACUGGAAGAAUAGUAGGUCAUCAUACAAUCCUGUGGAUCAAGAAUGCUACUGACAAACAAAAAAGCAAUAAUAUCUGUAUAUAUCUCCCCCCCACUUUCUUUUUAGUGUACCUAUUCUGGUAAUAUGGUAUUCCCAGAUUCUACUGUGUGCCUUACUUAUAGAGAGGACUCAUUAAAUAUUUAAUGAAUGUUAACUGUUUGAAGAAGGGAAAGAUUGAUCAUGAAUGAUGGAUAGAAUGAGUUAUGAUUGAGAAAUUGAUAGAUUAGAGCAAUGGAUUGUGAUUAAAUGAUGUAUUCUAGCUUGAUACUCUAGGGGAACUAAUUGCAUAUAGAAUAACUUAGAUUUUUUUCCUUCAUUUAACUACCUUGUUUAGGCUUGUUAAAUCCCAGCCAAGGAAUGCAGAUUUAUAAUUACCUAUUAACUGUACUUUAAUAUAUAUUAAAAAUUCAUAAAAACUAAUGAAAUGAAGCCUAUUUGCAUUAAGAAAACUUCCUGUUCAUUUAUGAUGUUGGAGUACAGAUCUUGCCAACAGAGCCAGAGCCACCUUGGGACAUUUGAAGAAACUGAGAUUUCAAAGACUUGUUGUUCUGUAUCUGUACAUGGUCAUUCUUUGUUCCUCCUUUCCUCCUCCCUAACUUCAAUUGUGGACCUUUUAGAUAUUCCUUAAAACCUAUGUGCAUCAUUUUUUUGAACUUAAGAAUUUGAUACAUAUUAAUGUCCCCUUUUUAUUUUCUUGGUUUUAGCAUUUUAUUACCUCUUUGGAAACUCUGGGUCCAGACUUGGUCAGAUUUCUUACUCUUCUGGUAUGGUCCUCAUUUAAAUUAAAGGCUUCAUUAUUAAUAAGAUUAAAUGUAUACAGAUUGUCACUAAAAGCCACUUAAAUCUUCAGGUAAGGGCUUAUGUGACACAAGAUGUAGAAACAAGUUCUUGGAUUUUUUAAUGUGGCAGUUUAUAGGAAAGCAUUUAUGGUGGUAAACUGUGACUUAGAUACAUUCAGGUCAUGUCAGUCAUGCUUAGUGAGGCACACGUGUGUAUAAAGGCAACUUUUAAUAUUGUUGAGAACAAAUUGUCAGUCUAGUGAUUUUCUCUUACAUGACACAAGAUGAUACCUGACACAGGGGCUACAUAAAUACAAUUUAGGUGUACAACUACCACUUGACGUACAACAUGCUAAUCUCUGCCUUAGGCUCUCUGAGUUACAGAAUAUACUAAAGAUUUCAUUAUAAAAGGAUUUUGUUUUUUUUCAGAAAGUUUUAUAAGGUUAUAGUUAUGUUGUUAACCAGGAAAUUAUAUUUUAGAACUUAAAAAUAUUUAAAGUAUGCUAGCAAAUUUAAGCAGCAUUGUAAUAACUGAACCUUUGUCUUCUGAGUACAUUUUUUAGUAGAACUUGCAGACCCAAGCACUUUACAUGCUGACCUCCCCAUGCCUGGAUACACUCUGUCAUGUGCUCCUGCUUAGUGGAGAUGGACAUGCAGACACAGGAAGUUUAGGCACAUUCAGUGUCAUGAAGGCAAUGAGCAGGAAGAAAUCAACCCUGAGAAUUCUGCUUACCAUCACACAGUGGCUUUAAAAAAUAAUUACAUGCUGUGUUAAUUCGAGUGCCUUUCUUACUCUUUUGGGGAGCAAGAUUAAUGUUUAGGUAGAAAACAGGAUGAGAGUUUUAUCAGUUGAUUGUGACUCAUUAUUUUGUUCCAAUUGCUAGGCAGUCUCAUGGAGUAUUUACCCUUUUAUGAGAUACUGAUAGAAGCACAUAGGACACUGAUUUGCAUUUUAUUAGUUAUCAUUUUUAAGCACCCCACCAAGAAGAUUUAGUUCUUUCUCUGUGACAACUUUUUGGGGUUGGAGGCAUCAUCUUUGGAGGGUAGCAUGUGCAUAAUUAAAGAUGAACCUGGAACCUCUGCGCGUAUUCAAAGGGCAAGACUUGCAGUCUGCCUAACAGAAAGACCACGUGGUUGUCCUAAAUGAAUCCUUUGUCUCACUUUAAGGACCUUAAGAAUUGCCUCCCAAGUUCAGAAUUGGAGGAAAAGAAGUAAACAGUGAAAUGAAAUUGUGAAUGUGGCAUUUUAUGUAUUUGGGUGUAGAAAGGCGAAGGACAGACAUUACAUAUUUGAAAAUGGCAAAUAAUUUUUUUACUGUAAUUUCAUAAAAAUACAUAAAGAUUCCAAAAUGCUUUUCAGAGGACUGUCAAAUAAUAUAUUCCUAAACAGCAGCAAUAUGUCUUAUUCAUAGUGAAGACAGAAAACCAUUGUGUCACUUGUGGAUCUGGGGUAUGGGUAGGGAGAACCUCUGACUCCCAGCUUUUGACUGUUGUUCUUUUAACAUUGUAAAACCAAAUUGCUUUAAAAAAAAGAGAGAGAUUAGUAGCUUAGUCUGCUAAUGAAACAUGUGCUUCCAAAUAUUAGCUUUAUACAUUUGGUGCUUUCUGGACAAUAAUACAGUCCACAAAGCUAAUCCUGGUAUUUCUUUUAUUAAUCUGUUGUUAUUCCUCAGGGUGUAGAAGAUUUAGUAAAUUUAGGACAAAAUUUUAUAGUCAGUGGCAAAAAAAUAUAUUACUAGCUCUUAAAAUUUUAGUAUAGAUAAUAUUUUUUAUAAACCACUACCAGUGCAGUAGCUUGUAGGUGCUCUGUGUCUGCCUCUUUGUUCACUCUGCUGCUUCAAUCCCCAUAUGGCUCUAUUAGGAAUGUUCUCUUACAUACAUCUUCUCUGGAAAUUAUUUCUACAGUGUAUUAUUUCCGUGUUUGGCAGAGGAGGGGGUGUUUUAGUUGACAUCAUUCUGUUUUUGGAAAUCCUAUUGAAAAAAUGAUAACUGUUGGUUUUCAAACUAACUAUUUUGGCUUCUUAAAAUUUCAGUUUCCCUGAGGGUUUUAUGUGCCUGUCCUGUACAUAUUCAGUGCAUUGCGUAAUGCCUUGUACCUUGACCAAGAGGUCAGAGUUCUUAGUCUAGAAAGUGAAAACUAGCUUAUCACUGUCUUUCUUACCACCAUUGUCCACAUGCUUAGCUUCAAAUGAAAUGCAGUAUUGUGCAUAAGGUACAUAAUCAGAUUCAAACAUACAAGGCAAAGAUAUAUAACUGUACAACACUAGGUGAAAUUUAGAUACUUUUAAGGCAUAUAUAUGUGUAUAUUCACAUGUAUGCAUGUAUAUACAUUUCAAUUAGAUUUGGGACUUGGAUUUAUAUAGUGUUUUUAAAAGGAAUUUUAUCCAGAGAAUUUUUAUUUUCAUAUUUGCUUCAAUUGCUCCUAUUUAAAGGCAGUUUUCUUUGUUAAAGCAACCCCCUCAAGCAAAGUUGGAAACCUAACACAAGUGCCCACUUUCCUGAAUUAACCAGAUACUUGUGUAAACUGUUAAGUUUCUGGUUGCUUAUGAACCAUAACAUUCUGGCUUUUCUUCCAUACCUGAGAGAAUCAGCCUUAAUUUUAUGUGUGGUAAUUACUUUCCUCAAAGUACUAUGCAGCAUACUUCAGAUGUUUAUCUUUAUAAAAUGAUCAGUAAUAAAUUUGAGAUUUCUUUUAACAUCGUGGGGAUGAACAAUUUCACAUGUCCAGAUAUUAACUCAUGCAUCAGCAUUCUAUGCUAAUGCUCAUCGAUUAUCCUCUCUCUCACAAAUGUCAUCUUCCAUUUGGAGCAGGUGUUUUUUCUUAUUGGUUAAAGAAUGAGUGUAGACUGAGUGCAGUCAUGGUAGGUGCUCAAUAAAUACUUAAUUGAUUUUUGAUAUACCAUCAAACUAACAGCUAUCAGAAAGGAGACUGUUCUCAUCUUUUCACUGAGGAGUAUCUUUUUUGAGUAAUAUAUGUUUGAAACUGAGAAAUUGUAACACUUGAAUUAUUAACUUUAUUAGGCUGGAGUUUGUAACAAAAUAUUCUUUAUGUAGAACAUGGUAUGAAGAUAGGAGAUGUGAGAAGUUUAGCAUUUUUUUGUGCAAAGCAUAUUAUAAAUGUCUUAAUAGGCUGCUAAACUCUAGAGAGAACUGCUGUAAUUUUCUGCAAUCAGUUUCUAUGUUGCUAUAUCUCAUUUUAUCCUGCUUAUGUUCUGUUUAUUUCUCCAAAAACCUUGGUUGUUUUCUAGUGUCUUAAAGGUGGUAAUAACAUAAUAUGAAGUUAAUUAAAUAACUUCCAUUUACUUGUUUUCUCAGAACAUCUUUAAUAUGAGGUAAAAAUUCUGUGUAUGAUAUGGUAGGUUCAGAAUCUGUUAAUUUGUGGCUUUGAGUAUUUUUGACAGUUUACCUAAUGUAAAAAGAUUUAAACAGUUUAAAAACAUUCCAACCUGAGCUGUGAGGAGCAGAGUGUGUAGUACACGUGUAAUUAGGCAUGGUCUCCUGGCGAGGUGCUUGAUGCAUGACUAUGAUGCUGGCUGCUGACUGAGGCGCCCACCGUCAGCACUGUAUUUUAGUGUGUUGUUCCCACGAGAACAGCAGUGUACUAGAUUACCUUGGUUUUGAGUUGGACAAAAUAAAAGAUGAGGUAUUAUAAGUAUGCCAGAUAUUUACUACCAAAACAGAGAAGAGGAGGGGAAGAUCAUUAAAAGUCAAUAAUUUUUUUAAUAGCUUCUAAAAAAUUUGUUUAAAAAUCUUAGUCUCUUAGACACUAGGAAGUUGCAUACUUUUAACACUGAGAGACUAGUUUAAGGGAUAGUUCUCAGAUACUAUAUUCUACUAUUAGAAUUUAUCAUGUGUGUUAAUUUUACAUGGCUUGAAGAUUUCCCCCAAAAUGGAGUAUUUAAGUCAGUUGCAGUCAGUGUAGUUUUAAGAUUUUCUUGUAGGUUAUGGUUAAAUGGAAAAGUUACAUACAUGAACUGUGAUGCAAGGGUCAGAUCCUAGACUUAAAGACAAGUUUGGCUAACUUAUUUUACUGAAGAUACUAAUUGUCUUCACUCUGAUUACACUGCUGUUUUUCUUAAACUACCUUCCCCAGUAUAACAGUCUGCAUUGAAGUUCCUUUCAUUCUUACUAUUUACUAAUUGACAUUUUUUUAAGGAUUAAAUACAUUGUGAAUUCUUCUUACACUUAAAAUGUAUACAUUGCAGAGGGAUAAAAAUAAAUUUUGCAGUAAGUAAUGUGCAGAGUGGGCUGUGGUGUUCUAGGAGUUAGUACUCCAAGAAUGCUUAAAGUAUGAUGCUCAAUUCUAAGGCUAAUAUAAUGACUAUAGACUUUCUAUAUCAGCACUGUCUAGUAAUAAUAAAUGUGAGCUACAGAUGUAAUUUAAUUCUCUAGUAGUCACAUUUUAUAAAAAAACAGUGAAGUUAACUUUAGUAAUAAAUUUUAGUUAACUGUAUAUAUUAAAAAUACCAUUUCUAAUAUACAGAAUUAUAGCUAUAUUUUACUUUUUUUCCCAUAGUAGGAUUUCAAAAUUCAGUGUGUAUUUUGCACUUACAGUGCAUCUCAAUCAAUUCUGACUAGCAGCAUUCCAAGUGCUCAAAUAACCAUGUGACUGAUGGCUGCUAUACAGACAUACUAAGGAGAUAUUGCAGGUUCAGUCCCAGGGCGCUGCAAUUAAGUAAAUAUCACAACAAAGACAGUCAAGUGAGUUUUUUGCUUUCCCAGUGCAUGUAAAAGUAUGUUUGUUUACCGAAUAGCAUGUGUAUUAAGUGUGUGAUAGCACUAUAUCUAUACCUACCUUAAUUAAAAAAUACUUUGCUAAAAAGUGCUAACCAUCAUUUGAGCUUUCAGUGAGUCAUAAUCACUGAUCACAGAUCACCAUAACAAAUAUAAUUUUUAAAAACUUUGAAAUAUUGUAAGAAUCAGCAAAAUCUGACACAGAGACACAAAAUGAGCAAAUGCUAUUGGAAACUGCCCCAAUAUACUUGCUUGAUGCAGAGAUGCCAGAAACCUUCAAUUUGCUAAAAAUGCAGUAUCUGCAAAGUGCAAUGAAGUGAAGUGUAAUAAAAUGAGGUAUGCCUGUAUUGGACUGCAAAUUCAUAGGGUACAAAGUGUGACUUUAUUUUAAACUGGGAAAUGAGGUAGGCAUGAAAUUAUUGUACGUUAUUAUUUAGUAUACUUAGAAAAAUAAUUAAUAGAAUUAUCCACUCAUUUUCCUUUGUUUUCAUUUUAAAUUUGUUCUAGAAGUAGGCUCAACCUGUUCUAAUUUGCCAAGCAUUAUUAGAGGAGGAAGAAAUUCCAUGGCAUAAGAUACCAUGAUAAACUGGUUAUACCAACACAUUACCAACAACACAUUGUUCAAUGUGUUCACUAAAUUCUUACCCAUUUUUUCAAAAUAAUAAAUUGCAUGUUAUUUGCCUAUCUGUACCUAUUUUGUUUUUUACAUUAUGAUAAUAAUAACAUGUAUUAACAAUCCUAGGAUUCUAAUCUUCCUAUGCAGCUGUUUUCCAGAACUUACUGGUGCACUUACCAAGAUGUAAUAAGUGGCAGAAAGUAUAAUGGACCAUUCUUUUUUCCAUUAGAUUUGUUUUUAUCAUGUGACCAUGGACCAAGCUAGCUAUAAAUUACUGUAUUACUGUAUAAUAUGGAAAAUAAUGUUUAUGUCUUUGCUAAAUGUUUGCAGUUUCUAAGUAAACUUUUCAUCUCCUACAA